This is a messenger RNA of Megalopta genalis, 1592 nucleotides long. RefSeq names its product pyruvate dehydrogenase [acetyl-transferring]-phosphatase 1-like protein, mitochondrial (gene Pdp). Lineage: Eukaryota; Metazoa; Arthropoda; Insecta; Hymenoptera; Halictidae. The record is from RefSeq and is a predicted model, not a curated record. Gene Ontology annotation, molecular function: [pyruvate dehydrogenase (acetyl-transferring)]-phosphatase activity; cation binding. Gene Ontology annotation, cellular component: mitochondrion. Gene Ontology annotation, biological process: protein dephosphorylation.
UGCAAAAACGCAGAUAAGAAUGGUUUUGCACAACUUUAGUAACAAUUUAAUUAGAACUGUUACUAAUGCAUGUAUUAGACAGAAAGAGAGAAAUGGCAAUAAAUGUGCUCGAAGAUUAUACAUGGCAUUGCCACAUCUUACACCACAAGAGGUCACUACUGUUCUACAAACAAAUGAGUAUACCAAGGAAUUUAAUGGGCAAAGUUCUAUAAAAUAUUAUGACUCUAAUCAAUUAGCAUCUAAUAAUCCUAUGGAAGAUGCCCGAUCAGAAGCACAAUGUUUACUCACUAAAGGAAUUUUGUUGGGUGUGUUCGAUGGUCAUGGAGGUAGUGCAUGUGCACAAGUGACAUCCCAAAGACUUUUUCAUUAUAUAUCUGCUUGUUUGUUACCUAGAAAAUUACUUAAACAAUACUUAAACACAGUCAAUUCGAAUAAUAAGUUAGAACUUUUACAAACAUUUAAUGAUAAAGCUGAGUUUAGUUCUAGAAAUAAAGAUCUGUAUCAAAAAAGUUUCUUAAAUUUUGUGAAAGAUCUCAUAGAAACGGAAUGUACAUCAGAAUUUCAAAUGGAAACAGCUUUGGAAAAUGCAUUUAUGAGAUUAGAUAACGAUUUAUCGUAUGAGGCGUUGUUAAACUUAGGUAAAAAAGAUUCGGAAGAAUUUUUUGAGAUCGCAAUGAGUGGUGCUGUAGCUGUUGUUGCACACAUAGAUGGUCCUCAUUUGCACGUUGCUGGAGUAGGUGACUGCCGAGCAGUACUUGGGACACUUUCCGAAGACGACGGCUGGUCUGCAAAGUUAAUGAAUGUAGAACACAAUACCGAUAAUCGCGCAGAAGUUGAAAGAAUUUUAUCUGAACAUCCACCGAACGAAAAGUCGACUAUAAUUAAAAUGGAACGACUUCUUGGUCAAUUAGCGCCUCUUCGUUCUCUAGGUGAUUUCCAAUACAAAUGGAAUAAACAAAUUUUACAGAAAGUAGUGUCACAUAUAGGCGAAGCCAUGAUACCACCAAAUUAUCAUACUCCACCGUACUUGACGGUCAAACCAGAAGUUAAAUAUCAUAGACUAACACCCAGAGAUAAGUUUCUUAUAAUAGCAAGUGAUGGUCUUUGGGAUUUAAUAUCACCUUUGGAAGGUGUGCGCUUAGUCGGCGAACAUAUGAGCGGGAAAGUAACAUUGAGUUCACUACGGUUACCCUGCAAAAACAUGAAGCUGUCUGAUAUAAAUAAAAUGUUAUUGCAACGUAAAGAAGGAUUAAAAAAGAAACCUCUCGAUAGCAAUGCAGCAACACACCUACUAAGACAUGCACUUGGUGGAACAGACUAUGGUAUAGAUCACGGAAAAUUAUCACGCUUAUUGACAUUGUCUAGUCCAGUAGUACGGAUAUUUCGUGAUGAUAUCACAGUAACUGUUGUUUAUAUGGAUUCUGAAUUUUUAAGACAUUGUCCUCCUUAAAUAGAUUAAGAUAUCUUAUUAUUUUUAUACAAUAUUUUCCACCUAAUUCUAACUCGUUUUCAAGCGUUACUGGAGACCACCGAUCUGUCAUAGUGUACAUCUUGUUAUUUAUUUAGUUAACAAUAAAAACAUUUUACAUGGA